Seriola dumerili (greater amberjack) is the source of this 3153-nucleotide messenger RNA. RefSeq names its product MAP kinase-activated protein kinase 2-like. Bases 616 to 1797 code for a protein of 393 amino acids. Gene Ontology annotation, biological process: peptidyl-serine phosphorylation; intracellular signal transduction; protein autophosphorylation. Lineage: Eukaryota; Metazoa; Chordata; Actinopteri; Carangiformes; Carangidae. Gene Ontology annotation, cellular component: nucleus; cytoplasm. Gene Ontology annotation, molecular function: mitogen-activated protein kinase binding; ATP binding; calmodulin binding. The record is from RefSeq and is a predicted model, not a curated record. The transcript has 10 exons.
UCGACUCUUACACUUCCAAGAUUCUCACCACAAAGUUCCCACUCCCACGCCCCUGGACGUGGACCAUGUCCUUACGACAUUAAUUUCUGGAGCUAACUUUGGAGCUCAUCCGCUGGUACCCAGCCAUGCGUCCUUACGCGUGGUUGUUCCUUUAAGAAAACUGAAUGAAGAAUGAAUUUGAGCCGCUCCGCACUGACGUAAGGAAGCUGGAGAGGUUGGUGUCCCUGCAGCAAGAGGCAGAUAACCGUGAUGAGGACCAGGCUGGAGCACCAGGAAUUUUUAACAUUUUGUUUUCCCCUCAGCCGUCUAGUGUGUUUUAUUAUCCCUACACUUAAAUCCGGUGUUUAGUUGGACUCCCUUGAAUUUCUCUAUGCCCAUGUAACGGUUUCGAUUUCGGACCUCCGCCCUUUUCUGUACACACCGGGGAGGUUUUAUAGAUUGCAUACGACAUUUUUCUCGUACAGUGUCCAAAGUGGGUCUAGAUGUUCUGUCGGGAAGUACAAAAGUCCUCUGGACAUUCGCGGAUGGAAUAAGAUGACACUAGAUAUUUUCUGUGGCAGAGCCUGUUGACAUUUGCUUUGCACCACUGUUGGCUUUUUUACAUACAAAAAAAAAAUGCAUCAUAACCAGGAGGAGCAGUCGGGAAAUCCAAUUAUUGCGCAGCACGGGACAGCGCACCUCAGUGACUCCAGCAGCCUGGGCUGCGGCCUCACUGACCUCCAGCCACCUGCUUAUUCUAAACUGGAUUUUAGGAAAAAUGCAGUGACAGAUGACUAUAAAAUCACAGCUCAGGUCCUCGGCCUGGGAAUCAAUGGCAAAGUGCUGGAAUGUUAUUGCAAGACGACGGGAGAGAAAUGUGCCCUAAAGAUUCUGUAUGAUACUCCUAAAGCCCGACGGGAGGUAGAGCUGCACUGGCGGGUGUCUGGAGGUCCCCACAUCGUCCCAAUACUCAGCCUGUAUGAGAACAUGCACAAGGGGAAGAAAUGCCUCCUCAUCAUAAUGGAGUGUAUGGAGGGAGGGGAGCUGUUCAGUCGCAUUCAAGCUAGAGGGGACCAGGCCUUCACAGAGAGAGAGGCAUCAGAGAUCAUGCAUGACAUUGGCACUGCCAUUGAGUACCUCCACCACAUGGAUAUUGCUCACAGAGAUGUUAAGCCAGAAAACCUGCUCUACACCACCAAGGAGAGUAACGCCACACUAAAACUGACCGACUUUGGCUUUGCGAAGGAGACGACACUGCACAACUCCCUCCAAACUCCCUGCUACACACCAUAUUAUGUUGCCCCAGAAGUGCUUGGGCCAGAGAAAUAUGACAAAUCAUGUGACAUGUGGUCUUUGGGCGUAAUCAUGUACAUUCUUCUGUGCGGGUUUCCUCCGUUCUACUCAAACACAGGUCAGGCCAUCUCUCCGGGCAUGAAGCAGAGGAUCAGGUUGGGCCAGUAUGAGUUCCCCAACCCUGAGUGGGCUGAUGUCUCCGAGGAAGCCAAACAGCUGAUCAUUCAGUUACUGAAGACAGACCCCAAUGAAAGGAUGACAAUUGGACAGUUCAUGAACCAUCCCUGGAUUAGUCAGUCAAUGGUGGUCCCUCCAACACCCCUUCACACCUCACGUGUUUUGACCGAGGACAAGGAGCUUUGGGAAGAUGUGAAGGAGGAAAUGACCACUGCCCUCGCCACCUUGCGUGUGGACUACAGCCAGGUGAAGAUCAAAGACCUGGACAGGUCCAACAACCCUCUGCUCAACAAGAGACGCAAGAGGCCCAUGCCUGGAGGUCCCGAUAGAGGAGAACAAGCUGAUUGAGGAGACAUUGAUGGAGGAGUGGUGUGUAAUAGUCACAGAGAAGUGACAUUUUCUGAAGAAGAUGGGUAAAUUAAUAUUGCACAAAAGGAGCAUAAAAGCCAGAGUGAGCUAUUUUUUCCCGUCCGUCCGUCGUAUUUUACUUACCUUUUCUCCUUUUUCAUAUCACUGCACUCAAUAGUCUAAUCAAUGUCAUUUAUUUUGAUUGGCACUACUCUUAACAUUUUAAAUAAAAUUGUGUUUUUUAUGUUUUACAGCUGUGUUGUCUCACUUUUAUACACAAAAUACAUUUUACCCUGUUUAUCUCACACAGAGAAUCAUUAGGCUAAACUUCUGUCUGUGAACUUUCUCAGUCCUUCAGGUCUAUUGGGUGAUUAUUGCUGUCUGGUGAAAAUCUGAGUAAACUGAGUGCAUCUAUUUGUGAGAAAUUGGUUGUUCUUGCUGUAAAAAAAGAGAGACUGUGUGUGGAAGUCAUAAAAGAAAUUUAUUAUGCAAGAUUACAUCCAGCUAAUACGACCUGAAGGGACUUUUGUGAUAAUUAUGUGGGUAUUGUGACAUGCAUCAAAGCACAUUCAAACCAUGAGAAGUUGAGGCGUUGACAUGCCACUUGUACAGAUCCAUCAACCCUACCAGACAUUUCCGUUCACUUGAAAUUUCUUCCUCUGAGAGGCUCUGCAAGGCCAUUAAUGCUUCCUGCUGUAUAAUGUUAACUCAUUGAGUUUUCGGCAGAAAUUGUGUUCACUUUUUCACUAAAAUGUUGAAUAAACUGAGGAAAAUGAAAACUCAAGAGCUUCAGAGAGAAACUUUGAGAAACUUUGGCACUUUGUAAGGAUAGAACAAAAUAUCGAUAUGGAAAUGUAUUGUAUUACUUACUAUUGUGAUAUGUUAUCCAUACACUAGGGCCAAAUAUCAAUAUUUUUUAUAACAUACACGUACUCUAAAUGCGUGCGUGCGUGCGUGCGUGCGUGUGUGCAUGCGUGCCAAGACUGCCUUUUGUUUCAUCUUAGUUGUCAAAUUCUGUGAAACUGACGUCACAAUGCAGUGAAUAAAUAGAUUAGGGAUAUUUUUCCUCUUUACUUACUUGUAUCACAGAUGAUUGCAAUGUAUUAAGUAUCGCAUUACUGUAUCGUGAUACCAUUGUUAUCUUGUGCAAUGUAUUGUGAUUGUAUCAUAUUGUGACACCCAUCCCUAACACAAUGUAAAAAAUAUUCCAUUACAAAUAAGUCUUGCAUUUAAAAUUUUAAUGUAUCUUAAAGUAUCAAAUUUAAAAGUAUUCAUUGGCCAGUUUGGUGAUGCUAAUUUUAUCUAUAAUUUAAUAAUAUAUCAUAUUUGAAAGACUCAUCAUAUCAUUUCUAUGUC